Drosophila takahashii is the source of this 1226-nucleotide messenger RNA. Its product is annotated as golgin subfamily A member 7. NCBI's taxonomy places the organism in Eukaryota, Metazoa, Arthropoda, Insecta, Diptera, Drosophilidae. Gene Ontology annotation, cellular component: palmitoyltransferase complex. Gene Ontology annotation, biological process: protein targeting to membrane; peptidyl-L-cysteine S-palmitoylation. The record is from RefSeq and is a predicted model, not a curated record.
CUUUUCAGCGACAAAAUGUCCCAAGGCGGUGGCGCUACUCCGGCGGGCGUGAAUCCCACGGCGCUCCAGGCAAGCGGAGGGGGCGUGGUCUUCAGCAAGGUCUUCAUCCAGCGGGAUUACAGCGAAGGAACCUCGGUGAAGUUCCACACGCGACUGCCCACCGAACUGGAGGGCAUGAUUGAACGUCACGUCUUUGAGGCCACCAUCAACAGGCUAAACGAAUUCUACGCGGAGGCGGAGGAGGGCUCCUGCGGCACCUACUGCGAGGGAUGCAUCGGCUGCAUCACCGCCUACUUGAUCUACAUGUGCUCCGAAACGCACUACGAAAAGACCCUUCGCAAGAUAUCCAAAUUUGUGGCUUCCCAAAACGAACGCAUUUACAACGCCAAGGGCCUGCAGCUGAUCGAUCCGACUUAUCGGGGACUCCGCGUCAUAGAGAUUACAAUAUUCGAUCGUCCGGGGCGGACGUGACUUCCGCUUUCCCAUUCGGCCAACGAGUUUUUCAUGUGAGAUCAGCCAGAAGGAGGAGAGUCCGUUUCAGCAAUUAUCAAGCAAAAGUCAGCGCCAUUGUGUGUGUUUCCAAAAAAUAUAUUAAAAUCAAUACAAAGCUGUGUGGGAUCAGCUAAAGCUUUAUAACCUAUAACCAUAUGUCUUGGCAGAGCAGCGACUUAGUCACGGGUGUGCUGGGAGACAGCCUCCGCUGCAGCCACAUACGACAUGCUAGAUUAGCCGUUAAUGAUUAGCCAAGGCAGUGUGCGGCCAGUUAGUUAGUAUUUAUGCAUUAGCAGGCAUAGCAAGUAAGUGAAAAGCUACCGAAACUGCAUUUUGAGCCGAAGCCAGCAUCAACAUAUACACACAUUCGCAUAUGUUACCAUUGUUCUACUUAUCAGACCGAAAGGCCAGCGAGAAUUGAUUGUUUUGUAAUCUAAAAAAAGGAAAAGAAAUAGAAAUUGUAUACAUAUUGUUUGUAGUGGUUACUAACGAUUCGAUUGUCUAGAGUUUUAGGUUUUAAUUAACAUACACAUAAACACAUAGUUCAAGCUUAAUCAGACAAAGCAUACGCAUAACGUUUUCUAUACAAAACUCUUACCGAUUUCAACCAGCGCCAAAUGAACUUACACAUAAACAAAGUGGAGAAUUGUUCGAUUUUUAAUAUAAAUCCGCAACAUUGAUUAACAUAGUUAUGUAUCUUAUAAGGAAAAAUAUAUAUUGCCGUCAUUUAAAAG